AUGGCGAGCCGUCAAUCGAGAUUAGAAGCAGAAAGAUUAGCAAUGAUACAAAAAUCAAUUUCUCGUGGUAGGUCGCUAUCUCCGGGCACAGCAAACGGAGGGGGAGGGGGAAGUUUGCGCUCGCCGUCUAUAUCAACAGAAGAUUUCAAUAAAGAUUUAAAAUGGUCUAUAAUUAAUCACGACCCACUGGAAAGGAUCAAGAAACCAGAUAGCAAAGAAGAGGAUUAUUCUUGGGAGAAUGAAGUGAGUGAAGAAGAACACAUCAGUGACAAUGAUGAUUCGAACGAGAAGUUCCAAUAUGAUGAUACAGGAAAUAUUUUACCCAACUAUGCUUGUCAGGAUGAAAAGAUAGACGAGGUUAGCUCGAUAUUGGAACAUUCCAAUUUGGAUGACAAUUCAACGGUGAGGAGAUUGGAAGAGUUGACAGCUAAUGAAAGAGCUUUAGCAGCAGCAAGAAAUGCAGGCACAAAGAUUGACCAAGAUGUGUUGGAUAAGUUGGCUACCGAUAAGCAUAAACUAACUGGACUGGAUACAUUGAACUUGAAGAAGGCCGAUCAGGAUACCUUUUCAAGACGACAAAAGUUGGAAAACUACCAAGCUUAUAGGAGGAAGAUUAUUGACCAAGAAAAUGGCAUCACAUCACCACCGAACACGGCAUCUCCAACUAGAGAGGGCGAUGAGGACUUUAUGGUACCCUAUACUUCUGCAGUUGAAGAUAAAUUGGAUAGCGAGUUUGCUUCACGGUUGAAUGAAACUAUAAAAGAGGGAGAGGUGGAUUCAAAUAGAGCGCAUUCAAGGGUGAUACAAACCAUUACGAGGGGUAAUUUUUUCAACUUGGUAGACCCCAAGCUCAAGCCAAAAAUGUUUCUUACUUGCAUGGAUUUUUCACCGGAAUCGAUAUUCGCUUUGGAAUGGGCAUUAGGGACAGUUCUUGUUGAUGGAUCUGUAUUAUUUAUAAUUUGUGUGAUUGAGGAUAACGACAAGAACCAUCACAUUAAGGGGAAUGCGCAGAAUGAAAAUGCAAGAGAGCAACAAAGGCUUAGUUUAUUGAACAAAGCAAAGCAACAGGUGCUCAAUUUACUAAAAUUGACAAAGUUACAGAUCCACGUGGUGAUUGAGAUCGCACACCACCCAAUUCCAAGGCACUUAAUUUUGGAGUUCAUUGAUAACUUACAACCUACAUUGGUUGUAGUAGGCUCCAAGGGACAGAGUGCCAUCAAGGGUGUGUUACUUGGAUCUCUAUCUAAUUAUCUCGUUACAAAAUCUGUAGUGCCAGUGAUGGUGGUACGUGAGAAAUUGAAGAAGAUUAAUAGAUUCAAGAGUGGAUCCUCGUUGUUCUCAAACAACAUCAAACCGUUGACAUUAUCUGAGGCCAGGAUCGAUUAA
This is a messenger RNA of Lodderomyces oxycetoniae, 1386 nucleotides long. RefSeq names its product Imp2'p. The coding region runs from base 1 to 1386 and encodes 461 amino acids. NCBI's taxonomy places the organism in Eukaryota, Fungi, Ascomycota, Pichiomycetes, Serinales, Debaryomycetaceae. The transcript has a single exon. The record is from RefSeq and is a predicted model, not a curated record.